GUCGUUUUCUGUUUCCUUUUCGGACCCUGUAGUGGUACCAGAGGUCAGCGGAGAGAAAGAGGCCCGUGUGCUGGUCCGUCUAGUCAAGGCUAUGGUUUUUCCAGUGGUCGUGUAUGGAUGUGAGAAUUGGGCUGUGAAGAAAGCUGAGCGCCGAAAAAUUGAUACUUUGAACUGUGGUGUUGGAGAAGAAUCUUGAAAGUCCCUUGGACUGGAAGGAGAUCCAACCACUCCAUCCUAGAGGAGAUCAGUCCUGGGUGUUAAUUGGAAGGACUGAUGCUGAAGCUGAAACUCCAAUACUUUGGCCACCUCAUGUGAAGAGUUGACUCAUUGGAAAAGACCCUGAUGCUGGGAAAGAGUGAAGGCAGGAGGAGAGGGGGACGACAGAGGAUGAGAUGGUUGGAUGGCAUCACUGACUCAAUGGACAUGAGUUUGGGAUCCCACAGGCUUUCUUACAACACUAAAGUGCUGUCCCGGGAUGGCUUUGUGCAGUCCGGGUUUUCUGCUGGGGGAUACCUGGAUGGUCAGAACUUCCUGAACUAUGAUCACAAGAAAGGCAGGGCAGAGCUCCGGGGACUGUGGGCUGAAAGUCUGGGAGCAGAGGUGUGGCAGACAGUGUCCAAGGACUUGAACGAGACCUGUAAGGAGCUCAGAAAACUUCUAGCAGAAAUCCUGUCCCUGCAGAAGAAGAAAAGAGGCUUACAUUCCCUCCAGGAGACCGUGGGCUGUGAGAUCCGUGAAGAAAGCCAACCCCAGGGUUUCCGGCUUCUCCACUUCGAUGGGGAGCUCCUCCUCUCCUGUUACCCAGAGGCCCACGGAUGUACCUUGCCCCAGUCCUCGACUCGGACCUUGGCCAUGGAAAUGGAGAAGUCCUGGGACACAGACGGCUUUCUAAGCAAGCAUUACCGGGCGCACAUGCAGGGAGAACUUUGUAGAGGAUUAUGGGCCUACCUGGAAUCCUGGACGGGCUUCAUGGAGAGGACAGUGCCGCCAGCCGUGAAUGUGACCCGCCGCCAGGACUCGGAGGGCAUGGUCCACCUCACAUGCAGGGCUUUUGGCUUCUUUCCCCGGAAUAUCUCAGUGGUCUGGUUUCGGGACGAGGAACCCAUGAGCCGGGAUGCCCUGGAGUCUGGGGGUGUCCAGCCUGAUGGGAACGGGACCUACUACACCUGGGAAACCAUAAUAAUUCCCCAAGGAGAGGAGCAGCGGGUCAAGUGCCUUGUGGAACACAGCGGGAAUUACAGUACACACCUCGCACCCUUGGGAAAGAGCCUGGUGCUCCAGAGAUCACGGUGGAUUUUGAGCGUUCCUGUUGCUGUUGUUUUUAUCAUCGGAUUUUGUCUCUUGUUGAGGAAGACAGUGUCAGCUACAGGGAGGCCAGAGCCUAUUAGCCUACAAGACCGGGAUCAAUUCCAGACUGAGCCAACUGAUCAUAAUGGCCUCACACACCCAGAAUUCCAGUCCUCGUGUCAGACUCAGCUCCUCAGUUUAACAGGGGAAGCUUAGAAUCUGCAGCCAGGAGGCCUGAAUUCAGUUCCUGGUUCUGGUCUUAAUAGCACUUUUUCUUUUAUGUGUGUUAUUAAUUUUAUUAUUUUUAAAUUAUUUUUUUUUAAUAUUUUAUUUGUAACUGGAGAAUACUUGCAUUAUAAUGUAUCGGUUUCUGCCCACACAGCACUGUGAAUCAGCCCUAAGUCUACAUGUAUCUCCUCCCUCUGCAACUUCCCUCCCACCCUCCCCACCCCACCCCUCUAGGUCACUGAGCACCAGGCUGAGUACCUAGUCAGGUCUUGUUCCCUCCCUGCUGGUGCACACGAUGCACAGUAAGCUAAUGGGAAUAGAGAACUCAUUCCAUAUCUGUUUAUCCAAAUGGGAUGAUAUAUUCUUUCACGGUUUUCAAGGUUAAUGUGAUUCAUGCAGUUGUGCAUGCAUGUUUCCAUUCGAGUAUUUUUGCAUUUUAGUAAACUCUCAAGUGUCAUUUGUUGUACUCAGCUUUCAUUAAGCAUAAACUUUCAUCCUCAUUCAUUUUCUUGUGUGAUUAUUUCAUCAAAGGCACCACUGGCUGUAAAUUAAGAAGUCAAAUAUCUGUGCAUGAUUUCUCAUGAUACAGACUCUUAUUAUAAUCCUGAUUCUUCUCAAUUUCUGCUUUCCCAUAGGAAAGCAGACCACUUUGAAUAAUGUUUAGCUGAUUCUUUUGGCUUUUAUUUCCAAAUCUCUAAACACGAUGCCUUAUUAGAACCACUGCUUGAUUUUUCUGUCACAGCCACUGUCUGUCACAUCACACAGUGGCUGAUGCAAUAAUUAAGUAAUUGCUUUCUUUCAGUCUUCCCAUUCCUUCAGUUUCCCACUUUAUUUAUAGAUUAAUCAUACUUAGUUCAUUCAGCUUUUUCUUUUCCAUGACUAAUACACAGGUCAACUAAAAAGAUGUUCAACUAAAGACUUGUGAGUUAAGUUUUAUUUGGGGCAAAAUGAGGACUGCAGCCUGGGAGACAGCAC
Dama dama (fallow deer) is the source of this 2490-nucleotide messenger RNA. RefSeq names its product MHC class I polypeptide-related sequence B-like. Gene Ontology annotation, cellular component: external side of plasma membrane. The coding region runs from base 343 to 1503 and encodes 386 amino acids. Gene Ontology annotation, biological process: immune response; antigen processing and presentation of endogenous peptide antigen via MHC class I via ER pathway, TAP-independent; antigen processing and presentation of endogenous peptide antigen via MHC class Ib. The record is from RefSeq and is a predicted model, not a curated record. Gene Ontology annotation, molecular function: signaling receptor binding; peptide antigen binding. The transcript is spliced from 7 exons. Lineage: Eukaryota; Metazoa; Chordata; Mammalia; Artiodactyla; Cervidae.